Histoplasma capsulatum G186AR is the source of this 417-nucleotide messenger RNA. RefSeq lists its product as uncharacterized. The transcript has 3 exons. The record is from RefSeq and is a predicted model, not a curated record. Lineage: Eukaryota; Fungi; Ascomycota; Eurotiomycetes; Onygenales; Ajellomycetaceae. The coding region runs from base 1 to 417 and encodes 138 amino acids.
AUGGCAGGCAAGAAACUUCCACCUCGCCGGCAUGGACGCCCAUCAAGAGCAGCCACUUCGAGGAGCGACCCGGACCAUGAACCAGCCAGCAUCUCGUCAACUCCUGCUGAUCUGCUCAAGGACCUGAACAGUGCUGUUGACAAGCGCAACAAGGAUAAAUGGCAGAAACUCCGUAUGCAGCAUAGAGCUCGAGUCAAGAAGACUGAGGAAGGGAUUCAGUCAAUGGCUCAUUCCAAUAAAUUGGCCCUCAUGAAACGCCGCAAAGCUCAGAUCAAACAGCUGGCAGAACUUGUCAAGAAGAGGAUAGAGCUCGAGGCAGAGAUCGUGGCCGAUAUGCAGACACUCAGCGAUUUGUAUGAAGCUGCUAGUGGCGAAUUACAAACUAUUUUGACGAGCCGGCUAUCCCGCCUCAAAUGA